AUGCACUUCUCCAACCUCCUCCUCGCCGGGCUCACCACCCUCAUCACAACCAUCCCAAUGGUCACCGCCCAAAAAACCCACCUAGUAACAGUCGGCUACAACGGCACCAUCACCUUCUCCCCCUCCAAGCUCUCCGACGUUUCACCAGGCGAAGCAAUCCAAUUCCAGUUCGUAGCGGGUAACCACACCGUGACGCAAUCAACAUUUGACGCGCCGUGCCAGCCUAUUGUUAUGAACAGCAACGUCACGGGGAUCCAUUCGGGGUUCAUGGCUGCUGCCGCCGACAAGGAUAAUGUUCCUGUUUACACGGUGGUGGUGAAGAAUAAGAAUCCUUUGUGGCUGUAUUGUGCGCAGGGAAAACAUUGUCAGGGGGGCAUGGUGAUGGUUGUUAAUGAGGAUACCUCUGCAAAUGCGACCAAGUCAUUGGAGAAUUACAAGGCUGCUGCGGCCAAUGCUGCGGCAAACAUUGCUCCUGGUGCUGAUGCCGGUAGCGGUAGUGGCAGCGGUUCUGGUUCUGGAUCCGACUCUGGUUCCGGUUCCGGUUCCGGUUCCGGCUCUGGCAGUGACUCUGGCAGCGAUUCUGGCUCCGGCUCGGGUACUGGCUCCGAUUCUGGUUCUGGUUCUGGUUCUACCGAUGGCACCGAUGGCACCGACGGCACCACCACGACCGACCCAACUACCGGAACUAUCCCGUCCAACUCGACCAUCCCCAGUGGCUCUUCCUCGGCUCAGCCGGUGACUGCUGGUGCGGGUAUGCUCUCUGCUGCUGGAGCUACGAGCAUGUUUGCGCUUGUUGCUGGUGGUGUUGCUGCUUUCUUGUCUCUCUAA
Sordaria macrospora k-hell is the source of this 828-nucleotide messenger RNA. RefSeq lists its product as uncharacterized. Lineage: Eukaryota; Fungi; Ascomycota; Sordariomycetes; Sordariales; Sordariaceae. The record is from RefSeq and is a predicted model, not a curated record.